Molecule: messenger RNA, 2577 nt
Organism: Lampris incognitus (smalleye Pacific opah)
Lineage: Eukaryota; Metazoa; Chordata; Actinopteri; Lampriformes; Lampridae
Gene: nek5
Product: serine/threonine-protein kinase Nek5
Exons: 22
Coding region: 1-2577 (858 amino acids)
Biological process (GO): protein phosphorylation
Molecular function (GO): protein kinase activity; ATP binding
Source: RefSeq, a predicted model, not a curated record
AUGAACAGCUAUGAGAUUACGCGUCAGAUCGGAGAGGGUGCAUUUGGGAAAGUCUUCCUAGUCAGAGAAAGAGAUGGAGGCUCUGACCAACAGUGUGUCAUUAAGGAGAUCAACCUCCGGGAGAUGUCACCAAGAGAGAGGGAGACAUCCAAGAAAGAGGGGACACUGCUGUCAAAGAUGAAACAUCCAAACAUCGUUGCCUUCUUCAGGUCAUUUCAAGAAAGGAACAACCUAUAUAUUGUGAUGGAGUACUGUGAUGGAGGAGACCUGCUGAAGAAGAUCAACAUGCAGAGAGGAGUCCCCUUUACUGAGGAGCAGAUUGUUGACUGGUUUGUACAAAUCUGCCUGGGGCUGAAACACAUCCAUGACCGGAAGGUUCUCCACCGAGACAUUAAAUCACAGAAUAUAUUCCUGACCCAGGGAGGGAUGAAAGCAAAGCUGGGAGACUUUGGAAUUGCGAGAAUGUUGAAUAACACCAUGGAACUUGCCAGGACCUGUGUGGGGACACCCUUCUACUUGUCCCCAGAGAUCUGCGAGAGCAGGCCAUACAACAACAAGACGGACAUCUGGUCUCUGGGCUGCGUCCUCUAUGAACUCUGCACCCUGAGGCAUCCAUUUGAAGGCAGCAGUCUGCGGCAGCUAGUUGGUAAGAUCUGCAGGGGGCAUUACAACCCAGUGUCCAGUCGCUACUCCUAUGAUGUUCGAAUGCUUGUCAACCAGCUCUUCAAGGUCAACCCCCAAGACCGCCCCUCUAUCACCUCAGUCCUCAAACGGCCAUUCCUUGAGAAGCGCAUCUGUAAGCACCUGGACCCUCAGGUAAUGAAGGAGGAGUUUAGCCUCUCUGUGUUGCACAGGAACAAGUCAGCAGGCUCCCAGGCCCCCAUUGCAAGGCCUGCAACACUGGUUGAACUACAGAAUGCUGAUGACAUCUGUGCUUACAUGUCCCUUCUAGGCACCUGUUUUGCUGUGGAAUCGUGUGAGGUCAACCACUACCAGCACUACCAUGCCCAGCUGGAUGCUCUCCAAAGAAGGAGCAAAGAGGAUGUCACUCCUCCUCCACCUCUUCCCCCUGUUCUUUAUCCCCCUGUUGCUCAUGCAGCUCCCCAGGAGAUGGGGGCAGAGUGUUGUGAAGACAGAGGCAAUCCCCAUAUGGAGCCAUACCAACUGGUGGCUGCAGCUCGUAACGAGUACCUUCAAAGAAGACAGGAGGCCAACCAGUAUAAAAUGAGGGCAGAGAAACAGCUGGGCUUGCGCCCAUCCACAGCAGAUGCUGAGCGCUACAGGAAGCCCGGUGGUCCAGAGCAGGAAGCAGCAUGUCCUGCACACCCACACACACCUCAGGACAAGAGACAAGAGGGACAGCUGGAGUACCUACGUCAGCUAGACAACAUCAGGCAACAAUAUUACCAGGAAAUGAGAGAACUGAAGAUGAGAGCUGAGGCAGAGAUGCAGCAGCAAGACAAACAAGGAACCUAUCUUCUCGAUAAACACAGAGUCACAGCGCCAACUGGCUUUAGUGAUGCCCUCAACCAGCACAGACCCCAAUCAGCACAGGACGUUGAGGAAGUACUGAGAGAGAUCAGAGACAACAGAGGAGACAGGAUAGCAUCACGGGGAAAACUUAAGAAAGGAAUCAUGUUUGAGAUCCGAUUGGAAGAGGAGGGUAUGAAAGAAGACACUGCAAUGGAGAAAGAAGAGAGCGGAGAAGAAAACAAAAAAGAGAAGAGUGUGGGCAACAGAGGAGAUGAAGAAGAUGAAGGUGAACUUAACAGGACCCUCAGCUUCCAGGCGGGAGAGGAGUUGAGACACAGAGCUUGGUGGGUGGAUGGGGAGGCAGGAGAGGAAGCUGAUACCAAUGUGAGGAGGGACUGGAAACAAGAACCCCCUCAGACUCUGCUCAACGCCCUGGCACAGAUGGACAUCUCCUCUGUCUGUUCUACUAUGGGGACACCCAGACCAGGUGAAGGAAGUGAGGGGGAGGGAGACAAAGGGGAGGCUUCAGAGGGGAGGAGACAAUGGGGAGGUGUUCCUCCAAACACCCUCCUUAACGCCUUGGGCCACGCUGACCUCAGAUCAUCAACCCUGGCAUCUCCGGUGUCAGGCGAAGAGGAGGUUGGUAGGGGUGGACUGCUGGAGGAUGAAGAGGAGGAAGAGGACUCAGAUGUUGAGGUUGAUGAAGACCGUCUGGAACCCCGGUCCGAUGAUGACGACACGAACUUUGAGGAGUCAGAGGAUGAGUUGAGAGAAGAGGUAGAAGGCUUGAUGAGAAACUGUGUUAUUGUGGAGGAUGAUGGGCAGGCCGAAGUUGUGAAGGAAAAGGAGAAGGCAGAGACAGACAGUGGGAUGGAGAAAAAAGAGGAAGAGUAUGGACAGGAUAUUGUGGAUGCCCAAGAAAACCAGCCAGAGUUGAAGGAUUUAUGUGCAAAUGUGCAGGCCGGACCCAACAAGACCCUUCAUUCUGUUGCCCAGGAUGAAGAUGGUGAAAGCCCACCUGGGCAUCUAUGCGAGCCCCAGGCUGGGACCGAGGCCCAGAUAGAGGACAGUGAGGCUGCACCUGAGCAAAAACAGACAACUUGA